This is a messenger RNA of Nezara viridula (southern green stink bug), 680 nucleotides long. The record is from the annotation of a GenBank genome assembly. NCBI's taxonomy places the organism in Eukaryota, Metazoa, Arthropoda, Insecta, Hemiptera, Pentatomidae.
GUAUUUUUAUCACCUGAUGGUAAAAUGUAUAUUACAUAGAUUUAUUCUUGCUAAAUCCAGUCGAUUUGUUGAAUAAAGUCAGGAUCAAUGUCUUCAAGAGGUAACAAAAUAACGAUCGCCUUUUUGCUGAUUGUGGUACUAGCGGUCUCGUUUUAUGAAGCCGAGGGGAAUACCAAGACUCCAUCCAACCUAGGUCUAGAUUUGUUUGGUAUCAAGAGCAAUCAUUUAACCCUUGCUCGUAAGGACAAUUUUACAAUCCGGAGAUGUACGCCAACCUUCUGCUGCCCCGGAAGACUACGCUGUUGUAAUAGCUACUUCUGCUGUGCAAUAGGGGGAAGUAGGAUACUUCAGAAUGCUCAACCGUGCUAAUCAACGAUGAGUUGAACUGCAAUUCGCCACGAUAAAUUGACAGGUUAAAAGUUCUAUGGAUUUAUUUGAAAUAAAAUAUUUUGAAAUAAUAAAAAAAAAUAAUACUCAAAAAUAUGCUUUCUUAAUCCAUUUUUUAUUUCAUUUUUGACUGUGAGGUUGUAAUGUUAUUGUAUGUAAAUACGUAAGUGCAAAUCGUAAAAAAAAAAAAAAUAUAACUGUAUAAAAUAUUUUGAUUUAAUUAAUUUGUAAAUAAUAUAAAUAAUAAAUAAAUUUGUUUAAUUACAUUUAAAAGGACUUUAGGAAUCACUUAA